CGAAGCCGAAGAAAUAAGGAGAGUAAAAGAGAGAAAGAGACAAGACAGGGGCCAGCCCCUGCCCCCCGCGGCGCCAUGUCCUCUGUGGUGGCUCAAGCCCUGCACAUCUUUGGGCUCCGUGCUCACGUCGCUAACAAUCUCUGCUUCUUCGACGAGCAAAUCAUCAUCUAUCCAUGUGGCAACCACUGCGUGAAGUACAACGUGGACCAGAAGUGGCAGAAGUUCAUUCCAGGUUCAGAGAAGAGUCAGGGUAUGCUAGCCUUGGCCAUCAGCCCCAAUCGGCGCUACUUGGCCAUUUCAGAGACUGUGCAAGACAAAGCUACCAUCACCAUUUAUGAGCUAUCUUCAGUUCCAUGCAGGAAGCGAAAAGUCUUCAGCAACUUUGACUUCCCAGUUCAGAAAUUUGUUAGCAUGGCUUUCUCUCCAGACUCCAAGUAUCUUGUGGCCCAGACAGGAGCACCUGAGUCCAACUUAGUCUACUGGUUGUGGGAGAAGCAGAAAGUGAUGGCAAUGAUUAAAACUGAUAACCAGGGCAACGCAGUCUACCAGGUGAGCUUUAACCCCCAAGAUAGCACCCAGAUUUGUGUCACUGGAAAUGGAAUCUUUAAGCUUUUCCGUUACGCUGAGGGAGCAUUGAAACAAACCAAUUUUCCUCGGGGAGAGCCCCAGAAUUACCUGGCCCAUGCCUGGAUCUCUGAAGACCGAAUUAUUGUGGGCACUGACAUGGGCAAACUUUACCUGUAUGAAUCCGGAGAUGUGCGCUGGGAAACCAGCAUUGUGUGCAAGGAGUCCUCCACUGAUGCUAAGAAGCUGGAUCAGCUUCAGGAGUCCGAAAGCCUCAUUGAAUUCCCAGUACCAAGCUCUCCUGAUAUGUCUAAUGAGCAGCUCUUUUUGGAAAGGGGCCAGAGCCAGAAUUUGUUGCCCCAGGUGUCUGCCAUUGCUCCCUACUCGAAGGGCUUUGCCUGCUCUGCUGGGCUGGGGAGAGUCGUACUCUUUGAGAAGAUGGAAGAGAAGGAUUCCUACCGGGAGAGUCGGGAGAUUCGGAUUCCAAUGGACCCACACAGCAAUGACCCAAGCCAGUCUGACAAACAGGAGAUUCUCUGUAUGUGCUUCAGUCCUUCUGAGGAGACAUUGAUUGUCAGCACCAACAAAAGCCAGCUCUACAGCAUCACUAUGUCCUUGACGGAGAUCAGCAAGGGGGAGCCUGCUCAUUUUGAGUACCUCACAUUCCCGCUGCACUCUGCACCCGUCACUGGAAUGGCUAUCUGUAUCCGUAAGCCCCUUAUUGCUACAUGUUCUCUGGACCGAUCAGUGCGCAUCUGGAACUACGAGAACAAUAACCUGGAACUGUAUAAGGAGUACCAGGAGGAGGCAUACACCAUCUCUCUUCACCCCUCUGGGCACUAUACUGUGGUUGGCUUUGCUGACAAACUGCGCAUCAUGAACCUUCUCAUUAAUGACAUCCGAUCAUUCAAAGAAUUCCCUAUUCGAGGGUGCCGAGAGUGUGCCUUUAGUAAUGGAGGUCACCUAUUUGCUGCUGUCAACGGGAACGUCAUCCACAUCUACACCUCGACCAGCCUAGAAAACAUCAGUAACCUGAAGGGACACACAGGCAAGGUGAGGUCAGUUGCAUGGAAUCUGGAUGACAGCAAGCUGAUUUCCUGUGGCACAGAUGGUGCUGUGUAUGAAUGGAACCUGUCCUUAGGAAGGAGGGAGACUGAGUGCGUGCUUAAGUCUUGCAGCUACAACUAUGUGACCAUCUCUCCUGACUCUAAAAUCAUUUUUGCUGUCGGAUCUGACCAGACCCUCAAGGAGAUUGCAGACUCUUCGGUGCUUCGGGAAGUGUCUGCCUUUGAUGUCAUCUACACAGCCAUUGUCAUCUCCCACUCGGGACGCAUGGUGUUUGUAGGCACCACGAUGGGCACCAUCCGAUCCAUGAAGUACCCCCUGCCUAUACACAAGGAAUACAAUGAGUAUCAGGCACAUGCUGGGCCUGUCACAAAGAUGCACAUUACAUUUGAUGACCAGUACCUGUUGACCUGUGCUGAGGAUGGCUGCCUCAUCACCUGGAAGGUCUACGAUAAGGAUGGCCGGGGUGUCAAAAGGGAACGGGAAGUGGGCUUUGCUGAGGAAGUGCUGGUCACUAAGACAGACAUGGAAGAGAAGGCUCAGAUCAUGCUGGAACUGAAGACUCGUGUGGAGGAGCUAAAGAUGGAAAAUGAGUACCAGCUACGACUAAAGGAUAUGAAUUACACAGAGAAGAUCAAGGAGCUGACAGAAAAGUUUGUCCAGGAGAUGGAGUCUCUGAAGACAAAGAACCAGGUUCUGAAAACAGAGAGGGAGAAGCAAGAAGUCACACAUAGUAACUACAUAGACGACCUCAUGGAAAAGCAGGGCAGAGAACUCCAGGACAUUGAGUGCUGUAACAAUCAGAAGCUGCUGCUGGAAUAUGAGAAGUACCAGGAGCUGCAGCUCAAGUCUCAGCGGAUGCAAGAAGAAUACGAGAAACAGCUGCGGGACAAUGAGGAGACCAAGAGCCAGGCCCUGGAGGAGCUGACCGAGUACUACGAGGCCAAGCUCCACGAGAAAACCAGCCUGCUGGAGGAGGCUCAGGAUGAUGCGAGGCAACAACUGCGAGAGUUUGAAGAGACAAAGAAACAGAUUGAAGAAGACGAAGACCGAGAAAUCCAGGACAUCAAAACCAAAUACGAGAAAAAGCUCCGGGAUGAAAAAGAAGCCAACUUGCGACUCAAAGGAGAAACAGGCAUCAUGCGGAAGAAGUUCAGCAGCUUGCAGAAGGAGAUUGAGGAGCGGAGCACGGACAUCGAGGCCCUGAAGGUGGAGCAGUUGAAACUCCAAGGUGUCAUCAAAUCCCUGGAGAAGGAUAUCCAAGGCCUGAAACGGGAGAUUCAGGAGAGAGACGAGACAAUCCAGGACAAGGAAAGAAGAAUCUAUGACCUGAAAAAAAAGAACCAGGAGCUGGAGAAGUUCAAGUUUGUGCUGGAUUACAAAAUCAAGGAGCUGAAGAAGCAGAUCGAGCCCAGGGAGAAUGAGAUCAAGGCCAUGAAGGAGCAGAUCCAGGAGAUGGAGGCUGAGUUAGAGCGCUUCCACAAACAGAACACCCAGCUGGAAUUAAACAUCACAGAGCUGUGGCAGAAGCUCAGGGCUACGGAUCAGGAGAUGCGCCGAGAGCGGCAGAAGGAGCGGGACAUGGAAGCCCUGGUCAAGCGGUUUAAGAUCGACCUUCACAACUGUGUGGGCUUCAUCCAGGAGCCCCGGCAGCUGAAGGACAAGAUCCGCAACCUCUUUGAAAAGUACGUCCAGCAGGCUGACAUGGUGGAGAUCGUGGGGGUGGACACGGACCUGCAGCAGGAGUACAUCCGGCAGAGGGAGCACCUGGAGAGGAACCUGGCCACGCUCAAGAAGAAGGUGCUCAAGGAGAAUGAGCUGCACCGCUCCGACAACGUCCGGAUCAUGCAGGAAAACGUGAGCUUGAUCAAGGAGAUCAACGAGCUGCGCAGGGAGCUAAAGAUCACCCGCACGCAGGUGCACGACCUCGAGUCGGCCCUGAGACUCACCAAGAAGCUUCGACACCAGGAGACGCCCGAAGCAGCGGUAACCACCGCGGAGAAGCCCGUCACGACGGGGAUCUUGAGACUGCACGAGGAAGAAGAGACGGAGAGAAUCAUAGAGAUGCAGCGCCUGGAGAUCCGGCGCCUCCGAGACCACAUCCUGGAACAGGAGAUGAUCAUGGGGCUGCACCCCCCCGGGAGGCUGCCCUCCUUGGACAGCGAGAAGGAUCUGGAGAGCAGCAACUGAGCCUCCCGUCCGGGGAGACGACUCUGGAGCUAGCUGAGGCCCGCCACGGGGAGGCCUCUGCCCUCCCUGGCCCCGCGGGAUAUGGGCCCGCUCCGCCGCUGCCCUGAGUCCUGGGUCCUGUGGAAGGCAGGGGAGAGGGGAGCCGAGGAAUAAAGAAAGAUGCCUGCCCUUGGCCUUCGAAGCCUCAGUUGUUGGGCAGGAGGCCCGGGGGGUUCCCAUGGCUUGUCGCUACCCUUUCUUGCUGGGCCCCAGGGCCUUGCGCGCUCCUCAUCCCCUGUACAGCCAGGCACCACCUGCCUCCUUACUUCCCCUACUGGUUUCGCUGCCAGUAAAUUCAGGCAAACGAGGAAAAAGGAAGUCGUCUCAUCAAAUGUUUUUUUCUUGUUUGUCAAAAUUGAAUCGUGCCAGCCCCUCACCCACCCU
This is a messenger RNA of Gracilinanus agilis (Agile Gracile Mouse Opossum), 4242 nucleotides long. RefSeq names its product cilia and flagella associated protein 57 (gene CFAP57). Bases 76 to 3819 code for a protein of 1247 amino acids. NCBI's taxonomy places the organism in Eukaryota, Metazoa, Chordata, Mammalia, Didelphimorphia, Didelphidae. The record is from RefSeq and is a predicted model, not a curated record. The transcript has 23 exons. Gene Ontology annotation, molecular function: protein binding.